Molecule: messenger RNA, 3053 nt
Organism: Coregonus sp. 'balchen'
Lineage: Eukaryota; Metazoa; Chordata; Actinopteri; Salmoniformes; Salmonidae
Source: the annotation of a GenBank genome assembly
CUGUGUGUUUAUAUGUGACUCAUCUACGCAGGAGCAGACGAGACGGGAUUACUGACAGCAAGAAUAAGAACAACUUUCCAUUGGGCUGCAAAAGUGCGAACAUUAUUCAGAUAAUCAUUUACAGGUAAAUACCGUUUAUUUUACAAGUGGUAUUCAAAAUGAUGUGUUGUUGCUGGAUAUAACGCUGCACUCCUAGUUCUCCAUUGGCUUGACCUUGUUUUGGGAGCUUUUAGCGCACACAAUUCAACCAAGUUCAAUCCGGGACACUCAAACUAGUAUGAUAUGUUAAGUUUGGUAUAGUUACAUAAGACAGAAGGUGACUUAAGGCAAAAAGUAAAGUUGGGUGGUUAGUCUGGUUUACGAAUUUAUGUUUACUAUGUCGACCCCUGAGUGCAGGUUGAAUCAAGGGGUAAAACUUUGGUAAGGGAAAGGGUUUUGAAUAGCCUGGUCAUGCCAUACAAUAGGCUACAAUAGACAUAAUAAGCACAUGUCAUAUUUGCAUAGAAGCCUAUGCUCCAUGGCAGUGUAAUAGCUUCUGGUUUCGUGUAAUGUCCUUUCAUGUAAUUUAGGGCCUACUAACUAAUCUGUUGCCUGAUUGGAUUGAACUUUCAACCAGUAUCUUAUCUACAGUGGAUGUGAAAGUGGGAUGAACCAACUCACCUAUUGUAGGCUAUGUAUUUUUACAAUUUACCUGUAGGCUAUGCAUUUUUCUCUUGCAGAUCAGUGCCAGGAUGGUUGUGCUGUCUAAGGAAUAUGGGUUUGUGGUUCUCACUGGUGUUGCCAGUAUAGUCAUGAUUGGCCACCUCGCCCUGAAAGUUGGCAAAGCGCGCAAGAAGUACAAGAUCAAUGUGAGUGGCCCAGGACCUGGGAUCGCUAAAUGGAUACGGCUUACCAUGUGACCUCAUCUGACCAGGAAACAAUUUCAGCCUAAAAGAAGGGCCCAGUGUUCUUAACCUCACUAGUAGGCCUACUGUGUGUUUGCUAAGAAAACCUCUCUGUAUGGUUUACCUAAUCUUCUUUUCUCUUCUCUGUUGGACAGUACCCUCAGAUGUACAGCGAUGACCCAGAAACUGGAAAUAUCUUCAAUUGCAUCCAGCGGGCCCAUCAGAACACGUAUGUAGUAAUACUAUAGUAUGUACAUGUAGUAUGUAGCUGACAGUCAGCAGAGAAAACACAAUAUGUUUUCACAUACAAAGUAAAAAUGUCUUGUUGGAUAUUAGGUCCACUAAUAGCUAUUAUUUAUUUACAGCCUGGAGAUCUACCCUGCUUACCUCUUCUGCCUUGCCAUCGGUGGCCUGCAUAGUCCUGUAAGUUGACUUCCAUUUAUUAAUUUACUCUGUUAGAUUUGUAUACCGUGCAUGCCAGACUGUAUAGCUGAUUAGUCAAAGUAUAUGUCUCUGCAAUAUUAGAUUCCCAUUCAUUCAUCCUUAAGAGUCUAAGCCGGGGUUUUACGAUGAUCAUACCCUUUUAGCUAUUUGAUUUGGAAUUUUAGGACCCCUUUAGGUAUAAAAUACAAUUAUUUGAUGAAACAUUGAAUUUGGCCUUACUGCUAUUAGCCCAUAGAAACGCAUUGAAUAACAGAUUCAUUUGUAAAAACAAAUAGUAAAAAAUAAAUCAAAAGGAAGUUUGUUUUAAAGCACCUGUCCUAUAUCUGAGAGAUAUAAGAAAGAUCAGAAAAUAAUGUAAGAAAUAUCUUUACCCAUAUUUAACAAUUUUUUGGGGCCACUAAACUACUUCCAUAUAUACUUCCAUUAAUUAUAUUAACUGAUUCCGGUCUACCUUCAGACGAGUCUUGUGAUGCAUGUGGGCGUCCUAGAGCAAAACAUUAGUGUGUAGCCCAAACUGUCCGGACACUACAGACAGAAGUUGGCAGAUCGGCGGUACCGACUUAAGACGAGUCCUGUGACUAGUCCUGUGACACUUGUGGAGGGUGUAGAGCAAAACGGAGAACACCAUCAUGUUUGUGAGAGUCAUCUUUCCAUAGUGGUCAUAUUAGUUAGUAGGCCGAACCUCGGACGCUACAGACGUUUUUGUGAGAAGACCGAUUUUCGGGAUGUCUCGUGGUCUGACAAACACUGCUGUAGCUCUGCCACCUUCCACCACAGAUGUGGAAGACCGCCAUUGGCGAAUGCAGUGGAUUGAGACACAGACCAUGCUUAAACACAGAUUUUGAUUGGGAUUAUUUUAUUAUACUAACUAGAUUUCCUCGUGGACAUCGACUUUAGGGGGUUUUAAGGCAUUAAGAAUAUUUUGUAGUAUACCAACAGGGAACCUUGUGUGUUACAGCGCCUAGUCAGUGGUCUUGGAAUGACAUGGGUUAUAAGCAGGGAGAUCUACGCAUACGGAUACUCCACUGGAGGUAAGACAACUGAUAGAUAUGCUUAUAAUCCAAUAGUUGAUUAAAACAAUAUGGCAGCCAUUACUCAAGGGUUUUGUUCUAUGUUAUCCUUCCAGAUCCUAAGAAAAGGAUGCGCGGGGCAUUCGGGAACAUUGCUCUGCUGGGCAUGAUGCUGAUCGUAGCCAACUUUGGCAGAACACUGUUGGGCUGUGGUGACUGGGUGUGGCAUGGGAUGAGACCAGGGAUGAGGUUCUCAGCUCCCCUUCCCACUGCCAUUCCUGCUACCAUUCCCCAGUGAGGUACUGCAACCCCAUCCGACCCCACUCUAAUAGUAGUAGGAUGUCCCUUGUGGGCAUCCAUACUUGUUUAUGGCAUACGUAGAAAGACAGUGUUUAGUAAACGUGAAAACAGACGACCACCGCUGUUUGUGCCUCAUUCCAUAACUACACUACCCCAACUCCUCCCUGAACCCUGACCCACAACUGAACACUGACAGGCCCAGAGAAGCUUCUGCAAUGAACAACAGAGGAGGUGCAUGCUUCACCACGUUGAUUAACCUAUUCUUUGUGAGAGUGUGAUGUUUUGAAUGCAUAUAUUUGCCAAAACUGUACUCUUAAUGAAAUUAUAAUGUAUAAAAUGACCAUGGGAAAUGGUGCUUGAAAUAAAUAUUAAAUGUCUUUAUUUGGUUCUGUCAUGGACUUGUUUUAAUGCUGGU